AUGCGUUUCCUCUUCUUCGCGACCCUCGUCACCUCCGCCCUGGCGAUCGACUCCCUCACCGAGCUUAUGGACCAGCUCCCCAAGUGCUCCAUCGAAUGCCUUACCAACGCCCUCUCUGAGCAAGGCUGCUCCCUCACCGACGUUCAAUGCGCGUGCUCCAACGUCCAGGCCAUCGUCGAGAGUGCUUCACCAUGCCUCAUCAUCGCAGGCUGUGCCCUUGAUGAGCUAUCCAAAGCAUCAACCUCUGUUGCAGACAUCUGCUCCGGCCAAAUCACUGGCACCCCUACUCCAGCGGCAUCAUCGGCUCCAACUUCCACCACCGCCGACACCGUCGAGACGAACGGCCAGCCUUCCACCUUUGGCAAGGGAUCCAUGUGGACGGGAGCACUUGCCGCAGCAGCAGUGGCUCUUCUGUGA
Molecule: messenger RNA, 417 nt
Organism: Fusarium keratoplasticum
Lineage: Eukaryota; Fungi; Ascomycota; Sordariomycetes; Hypocreales; Nectriaceae
Product: CFEM domain-containing protein
Exons: 2
Coding region: 1-417 (138 amino acids)
Source: RefSeq, a predicted model, not a curated record